AGGCUCUUAACGGGUCAGGUCGGGUUUGGGCAUAUGGAUCCGAGAUCGAAGUGUAAAUUUGGGAAGAACAAGGGCUCGAAUUAGGGCUUUAUUCGUUCGCUGUGGCCGCUGGUUGCUCGGAGGCCACGGUGAUCAGUUUGAGAGAUGGAAAAGGAUUAAAUUGAAUGGUGAAGACAUGAAUAUCAGAAUGCCCAAUUUUACCACUUUGCACUCAGGCUACUGAGAGGAUUAAGAGAGGACAUAGACGGGUGCUAUGGAUUAUUCAGAUCAUUUUGCUUUGUCCAAUCUUCUGGCAGAAUUAGAUGGUGGAAAGUAUGGAACUGUUACCAAAGAAUAUGAAACACUGCAUGCACUUCGGACAAAUGUGAUCAAUUUUUUAUCAGCAUCAAGGAGAGCACCUGCUAAUACCUGCUUGAACCCAGUUUUGGGGGCUCCACAAACAAGUUUGCAUUCUUCUUCCCAUCCACGACCUCGGCAUAACCGAUCAAGUGCUAAUGGGCAGAGAAAUGAUGCCACCCCUCUGAAUGUUAUCAAUUUGGAUGAUGAUCCUGUAGAUUCAGAUUCCAUAAUGAGAACUGGUCUGAAUAUCUCAACUGAAUGUCAUGCUGCUGGUGAUAUUGGUUCUGUUGUGCAAAAGGAAUCCUCAAAUACUGCAGAUGGGAAGGCUAGCACUCCUGUUCUUAUUAUUGAUUCCGAUGAAGAGGAUGGUGAUCAUCAAGUAAAAAACAAGCCAUGUAUCAUAACUGGAACUAAUGAAUAUAAAAGUCGAGAAUGCCUGGACUCGCAACUACUGUUGUAUUUAAAACAAGCCAAGCUUUUGGAGCAGGAGGGUCAUUCUAAACAGCUUGUGGCCUAUGAGCAAAAACAAACCAAAAUAGAUCAUGAUGCUGCUAUUCAGUCAACUUGGCAGCCUACUAUUCAGUAUGAGAAGGUUAUUUUAAGAACUGCCCCAGAUCAGCAACCCCAUGAAGAGCUUAUGCCUCAACCGAAGUCUCUUUCAAGGAAUUUGUCUGGAAAACAACAAUGUGGACAGCAUGCUACAACAGCUAACCAAACACGUGGCCUCAUACAAGGCCAAACAAAUAGCCGGAUUCAGAAAUUAAUGAGCGGUCACAUAAAGAACCGAAUGAAUGGCCAGACAAACCUGUUUGCAAGAGGCAAAAGAAAAUAUAAUGAACUUGAUAGUGAACAACAUGAACAACAGGUUGAUAAAGAUUUUGAAGUAAAUCUAUCACCUGUUUCUGUUGUCAGUUUGACUGAAGAAACAUUUAGCACAGUAACUCAUUCUCCAGAUGGUACAAAAACAGCAGAAAGUGAUGGGCUGGAUGAUCUUUGGAAAGAUAUGUCAUUGGCAAUGGAAUGUUCGAAGGUUGCUAAAUUGGAUGAAUUGGCCACAGUGCCUGAAGGAGAGGACUGUGACUGUGAUCAUUCACUCCUGCUUCACGAUGAUUUGGGUCUGGUGUGCCGUGUUUGUGGAGUUAUACAGAAACGAAUUGAUACAAUAUUUGAUUAUCAAUGGACAAAGGCGUCACGAUCAUCAAGGACAUACAUGUCUGCCUCACGAAGUUCUACCGGUGUAGAUGAGCCAGUUCCAUCUUGUAGAAUUAGAAGUGCUGAAGGUGAUCUCAUUGCAGCUGAAGUCUCAGUCCACCCAAGGCAUAUGAAACAUAUGAAGCCACACCAGCUAGAGGGCUUCAAUUUCCUUGUUAGAAACUUGGUGACUGAUAAACCAGGUGGUUGUAUUCUUGCUCAUGCACCGGGAUCUGGCAAGACUUUUAUGCUUAUAAGCUUCAUCCAGAGCUUUCUGGCCAAGUAUCCUGAUGCUAGAACCUUGAUUGUCCUUCCCAAGGGAAUAUUGUCUAUUUGGAAGAACGAGUUGCAACGCUGGCAAGUUGAAGACAUCCCUUUAUUUGAUUUUUACACUGUUAAAGCCGAUAACAGGUCACAGCAACUGGAUGUAUUGUUAAGUUGGGAAAAUCAAAAGAGCAUCCUUUUCUUGGGUUACAAGCAGUUUGCCAGUAUUGUAUGUGAGGCUUCCAGUGAUAGGAUAACAGCUGCAUGCCAAGAAAGACUACUAACAGUCCCAAGCCUACUCAUUCUGGAUGAAGGUCACACACCAAGAAAUGAAAGUACUGAUAUUGUCAAUUCACUUGCCAAAGUUCAAACUCCGCGUAAAGUGGUACUCUCUGGUACCUUAUUUCAAAAUCAUGUCAAAGAAGUGUUCAGCAUUCUAAACCUUGUUCGGCCGAAAUUCUUAAGGACAGAAUCUUCUCGUGUAAUUAAGAGACGCAUCCUAAGUAGGGUGAAUAUCCCCGGAAAUAGGAAGUCAAUAAAAGGGAAUAUUGAUGCAGCUUUCUAUGAAUUAGUUGAAGAAACACUGCGGAAUGAUGACAAUUAUAAAAGAAAAAUCAAUGUUAUUCAGGAUCUCCGGGAAAUGACUGAUAAUGUUCUUCAUUAUUACAAAGGUGAUUUUUUGGAGGAACUGCCUGGCCUUGUGGACUUGACUGUCCUCCUAAAUCUCAGCUAUAAACAGAAAGAAAUUGUUCAAAAGUUGGGGAAGUUGGAUAAAUUUAAGAGAAUCUCUGUGGGAAGUGCUGUCUAUAUCCAUCCACGGCUGAAGGAAAUUGCUGAAAAAUCUCCCAGUGAUAGGGGAUUUAGUGAUGAGAAGAUUGAUAGCAUUAUCGAUUCUUUGGAUGUUAAAGAUGGCAUAAAGACAAAAUUUUUCCUCACUCUUCUGUCACUGACAGAGGCUGCUGGAGAGAAGCUUCUUGCUUUUAGUCAAUACCAUCUCCCAAUGAAAUUUCUGGAAAGAACCCUGGUCAGGCUAAAGGGCUGGCGUGUGGGCAAAGAGAUUUUUAUGAUCACUGGUGAAUCAAGUGCUGAGGAGAGGGAGUUGUUCACAGAGCAAUUCAAUAGCUCUCCUGAUGCCAAGAUCUUGUUUGGUUCCAUCAGGGCCUGUGGAGAAGGCAUCUCUCUUGUUGGUGCAUCACGGGUUGUGAUUUUGGACGUUCACCUGAAUCCUUCAGUUACCCGUCAAGCAAUUGGGCGCGCAUUUCGACCUGGGCAGGAAAAGAAAGUUUUCACCUACAGGUUGAUUGCGGCUGAUUCUCCAGAAGAGGAUGAUCACGAUACAUCCUUUAAAAAGGAGUUGAUCUCAAAAAUGUGGUUUGAAUGGAGCCAAUAUUCUGGGCACCAAGAGUUUGAGUUGGAAAAGAUUGAUAUCAAUGACUCUGGGGACAUGUUUCUAGAAAGCCCUAUGAUGGAGCAAGAUAUCAAGGGUUUGUACAGAAGGUGAUUUAGCUGACUGGUUCUUGGAGAAUGCUGGUUUUGUGCUUUUGCUCUCGAUUUCUUUGGUGUUACCUACUGGUCUUAGGAUAUCUGACUUCUCACUUUCUUCUUCAGGACCUUCUUGAAAACAAAAUUUCCUCAGCUAACCAAUCUUAAGGUUGCAUAUGUAAGUAAGGUCUCUUUUCUAGUAUGUAUGCUUUUGUUAGGACCGAUCUCAAAUGAUCACAGGUAUGUGCACCUUGUGAUAGUUGUCAGUCAUGUAAUGCAUUUUUCUGUAUAGCUUUGAGAUCGGUCUCUGCUUGGAGUAACUGAUAAGCUGUAAAUAAUUGUUGCAGCCCUUUCUGUAACAACUCUUGAAGUUUGUCAUUUCUGAAUGUCACCUGAGUUGUAAAUACAUGCCCUAAUCUAUUCUGCAACUUGGUUUCCAAAACUCUAGAAUUCAGCCAAUUAAAUUUGCUCC
Molecule: messenger RNA, 3748 nt
Organism: Dioscorea cayenensis subsp. rotundata (Guinea yam)
Lineage: Eukaryota; Viridiplantae; Streptophyta; Magnoliopsida; Dioscoreales; Dioscoreaceae
Product: protein CHROMATIN REMODELING 35-like
Exons: 7
Coding region: 254-3295 (1013 amino acids)
Biological process (GO): gene silencing by siRNA-directed DNA methylation
Molecular function (GO): ATP binding; ATP-dependent chromatin remodeler activity
Source: RefSeq, a predicted model, not a curated record